Komagataella phaffii GS115 is the source of this 2202-nucleotide messenger RNA. RefSeq lists its product as uncharacterized. Bases 1 to 2202 code for a protein of 733 amino acids. The transcript has a single exon. The record is from RefSeq and is a predicted model, not a curated record. Gene Ontology annotation, molecular function: RNA polymerase II CTD heptapeptide repeat phosphatase activity. Gene Ontology annotation, cellular component: nucleus. Lineage: Eukaryota; Fungi; Ascomycota; Pichiomycetes; Pichiales; Pichiaceae.
AUGAAUAAUAUAAUUGAGCUGCGACUUCCAUCGUCAGUUCCGUUUCCAGUUCAUAUCACAGGAAUUGCUAUUAAAGAAGGCGAUGAGCUUGGGAAGCACAAUACCGUGUUGAAGUACAAAUAUUCGGAGUUCCGAGAUGUUACGGAAGACAGGAAUGAGUAUGAUGAAGACUACUCGUACAAACCUCCAAAAAAAGAGAAGUUAGAAUUGAUAGGUAGUUAUGAAUGUCCCGUUGACGGAAUAGUUAAGGACGUUCUGGUAUCUAUAGGCGACGUUGUGGAGAAUAAGGAGUCGGUGAUAGCCACUGUGAUAGAACCGUGUUCCCAUUCUGUUCAGUACGGUGGCCUGUGUGCAUUGUGUGGUUCGGCUGUUGAAGGGAAUGAUUACACAGGGUUUAGUUAUGAUAAGCAAGCUCCGGUGGUCAUGUCCCAUGGAAGUGCAGAUUUAAAGAUAUCCUUGACGGAAGCUGAAAAAAUCGAACAAACGUCAUCUAAACGGCUUUUAAAGGAAAAGAAGCUGAGUUUGGUUGUGGACCUCGAUCAAACAGUUAUCCAUGCUACCGUGGACCCCACUGUUGGCGAGUGGAUGAAGGACCCAAACAAUGCCAAUUAUCCUGCAGUGAAAGAUGUCAGGUCGUUCUCUUUGAAAGAGGAAGUUAUUUUACCAGAGAAUUAUGUUGGACAGAAGCCUCCUGCUACUGUUUGCUGGUAUUACGUGAAACUCAGACCACAUUUGCGGGAAUUCCUGGAACAUGUUUCUGAACGAUACGAACUUCAUAUAUAUACUAUGGCAACCAGACAAUAUGCCAAAGAGAUUGCCAAGAUUAUCGAUCCAGACGAGAAAUACUUUGGUGAUCGUAUACUUUCUCGAGAUGAGAGCGGUUCAUUGACGCAAAAGUCAUUGCAAAGACUCUUUCCUGUGGAUACAUCUAUGGUAGUGGUCAUUGACGAUCGAGGAGAUGUUUGGAAUUGGAGUAGUAAUUUGAUCAAGGUAGUUCCAUACGAUUUUUUUGUGGGGAUCGGUGAUAUCAAUUCUAGUUUUCUUCCACGACAGCAUGCCUUGUUAGGACCAUCUAAGAGGCGGAAAUCGUUGGCCUCAUUAGAGGACCAGAUUAAUGCGGAAAAAGAUUUAAGGGAUCAAUCAUUUCAGAUUGACCCAGAAGAACAGGACAAGGAACUAUCAGAGGAACUGGUGGUAUCGGACGAAAAUAUAUCGGAUUCAAGUAAGGAAAAUGGUGAAGAGAGAGGAGAUUCAAAGGAAACUGCUUCCACUGUGGAUGCGUUGUUAACCAUGAAUGAUGCAAAUGGCAAAACUCUUCGAGAACAAUCAACGGAACAUAACCUGGAAAUUGAACAACAGCAAUCUGAAAGACCCUUAGCUAAGCUCCAGGAAAAUCUGGAAAAAAUAGUACAAACGGAAAGCGAUCAUGAAUCAGCAAACUUACUUUUUGAUGAUGACAAUGAACUGGAGACCUUGGAACAAGCCUUAAUAAGGAUUCACAACGAAUUUUAUUUUGAGUAUGAUGAUUCAAAGGUUGGAAACCCUGAUGUGAAGGAUAUAUUAAAUUCUAUGAAACAACUUGUUUUCAAGGAAUAUACGUUCUUGUUGUCUGGAAUAUUGCCUUUAGGCACCAAGUUAAAUUCUGCGGAUAUUGUCAUUUGGGCCAGGUCGUUUGGGGCCACAGUUGUUGCAGAUUAUGACAAAUCAGUCACACAUGUAAUCACACGCAAUACGGGGACUUUUAAGGUGAAACUGGCCAAGACACUUGAUCCUAACGUGAAAAUUGUUGAUCCUAACUGGCUGUUCAAAUGCAUAUCCUUCUGGGAUAAAGUAGACGAGGAUGAAUAUCUUCUUGAAGUCCCUGAAGACUACCUGCUCCCUGAUCACAUUGUGGAGAAGUACGUUAAUGAGAACAACAUUGAGAAGGGUCAGGACGGAAACGACGCCAGUUUUGAUCUCAAUGUGGAUGACAUGCAAUGGAUCGAUAAGGAACUUGAAGAUUUCCUUAGCGGGGAUGAAAUUGACGAUGACGAAGACGAUAAUGAUGACGACGAAGCAAACGGUACCAAGAAAAGACAUGCAGAAGCUGGAAUUGCUGAUGACGAGGAUACUUCAAAAAGGCUCAAAUUGGAUGAAGAAGAAACAGAUAGUAGUGAGGAUGAACUUGCAAAGGAGAUAAUGCUAGAUAUGGAGAAAGAGUAG